AGAAAUCGGGGUCUGGGUGUGCGACGUUCGGCAAGAUAUCGCUGAGCUAGGUGGGACAGCCAGGUAACAAUUUCAAGAUGCCAGGAUGGUCCAGUACAAAUUCAGGUUCUACUCGGUACAUAUCCUUCAGUGGCAUAGAGUCAGCGCUCUCCUCCUUAAAAACCUUCCAGUCCUGUAUCAGCUCUGGGAUGGACACAGUUUCUAGUAUUGCCUUGGACCUUGUGGAGACCCAAACUGAAGUGAGUAGUGAGUACAGUAUGGACAAGGCCAUGGUUGAAUUUGCUAAAAUGGAUCAAGAACUAAACCAUUAUGUUAAGGCUGUCCAGUCUACAAUAAAUCAUGUAAAAGAAGAACGUCCAGAAAAAGUACCAGAUUUAAAAUUACUGGUGGAGAAGAAAUUUUUGGCUUUACAGGAUAAGAACUCUGACACCGACUUUAAAGAGAAUGAAAAGUUUGUGCAUUUUAAGCAGCAGCUGCGGGAGCUGAAGAAGCAAUAUGGUAUUCAUGCAGACAGAGAGAAUGAUGGGAUAGAAGGAAUGGAUGAAGAUAUGAUUGUGACCCAGAGCCAAACCAAUUUCAUCUGCCCCAUAACACAGUUGGAAAUGAAGAAGCCAGUGAAAAAUAAAAUGUGUGGCCACACAUACGAAGAGGAAGCCAUUGUUCGCAUGAUCGUAUCCAAGCAUAAGAGGAAGAAGGCUUGUUGCCCAAAAAUUGACUGUAGCCACACAGACAUGAGAAUGUCAGAUCUCAUUCCGGAUGAAGCCCUGAGAAGGGCAAUCGAGAGCCAUAACAAGAAGAAAAAGCACCACUCCGAGUAGGAGCCAGCCCCCUGCCCACAGGGGUGUCCGCAGCCUACCUCCCCGCAGCCACCAGAGAGUGAGCGUACACAGCAAUAGGCCCGGCAAGCUCUGCAGUGACCCUCAAGGCUAACUGUAAUUGAAAGCAUUUUUUAAGUUACACAAUAAAAACACAAGUACAUUAUAGUCUUUAUUUUCAAGUGCUCUGAAAUUUUAAAUAAAACUUUGAUAAUCUUCA
Messenger RNA from Rattus rattus (black rat), 1035 nucleotides. Its product is annotated as E3 SUMO-protein ligase NSE2-like. NCBI's taxonomy places the organism in Eukaryota, Metazoa, Chordata, Mammalia, Rodentia, Muridae. Gene Ontology annotation, biological process: protein sumoylation; protein ubiquitination; double-strand break repair via homologous recombination. Gene Ontology annotation, molecular function: zinc ion binding; SUMO ligase activity; ubiquitin-protein transferase activity. The transcript has a single exon. The coding region runs from base 78 to 818 and encodes 246 amino acids. The record is from RefSeq and is a predicted model, not a curated record. Gene Ontology annotation, cellular component: Smc5-Smc6 complex; nucleus.